Molecule: messenger RNA, 3271 nt
Organism: Chironomus riparius
Lineage: Eukaryota; Metazoa; Arthropoda; Insecta; Diptera; Chironomidae
Source: the annotation of a GenBank genome assembly
AUUUAAUGGUGUGGAACAAAAAGAAAUCUACAUGUUAAUUUUUCCCUGAUGAUAUAUCAUGUCAUGUUAUUAACUUGUUGUUAUUUAUUGACAUAUAAAUAAAAUAAAAUUCUCGAAAUCGGAUUAUACUUUACAACACAUUACCGGCUGCAUACUUCAAUGGACUCGACAAUGAUAGAAUGUUAAACUUAGAAAACAAAGCGAUAAAUAUAAAGCGGUGAUGAGGUUUCAUCUCAAACCCCAUUAUUUUUCAUUUCAUCCAUUAGAUAUUAGCGCUCGACAUCAACUGUUGACUAUCAACAUCUCAAAUCGAUUAAUUCUCAUCACAUUCCUCGCUGUUGCUUUAUUUCCAAUCUAUGGCGUAUUGACUGUUGAACCUUUGUUGCAAACACAGCAACAGGAGCUUAUAAACGAUGCUGAAAAUCAAUUGGCAACGUGUGAGACUAAAGCAUUUGAUGAAGUUCCACCAGAGCCGUUUUAUGAAGCUUCAGAUGUUACCAUAGAGGCAGCAAGAAAACUUGGUCAAUACAUUUCGGAUGCGAGUAAGGAUAGUAAGAGCACAUCAAAGUAUCCGCCAUCGAAAGUUGAAUUGUUUCAUAAGCAAGCAAAUUUAUUAGCGAUAGAAGCACUUAAGGAAGAUGAAAAUCUUUUGGCAUUCGCUCUUGCUGCACCACUUGCCUCAAUAGCUGUUGUACAAUUUCGUGAUAAAGUUGAUAAUAAAAGUACAACAAAUCAUACAUUCCUACAAACUUAUUGGCGAGAGCUUGGCUUCGCAUGGAAUCAAACGGAUGGUGCACAAUUUUGGGGUGCGCCAUUUCGAGACUGUGGACCAUUGCGAGGACGUUGGCUUUGGCCAUUUAGUGUGACUGUUGUUGUACAGAACAUCAAAACUGUUGCUUCAGCUUUUAUUCCGGCAGACCAGGAUGUAUGUAAUGAUGCUCUUGAGCCAAUAUUUGGUAAAAAGCACAGCUGUGAUCGUGAAACAACGUUUUGUUUAGCAACCGAAUCAGACACAUCUUCCGAUUCAUCAUCAUCCCCACUGUCAUCAUCACAAUUGUUUAUCCCGCGCCCUAAAUAUGCGUGUUUAUGUCGCGAUGGAUUUUAUAUUCCAAAUGAGACAUUUCAGGGAUUUACAAGCGAUAAAAUCGAGAGUGAUGGAAGUAAUUUUACUUGUAAACCAUGUCCAACCGGAUGCUCGUGUGAUAAGAAUGGCAUGUGCAUUUACGGUACAGAUGAGGAAGAUGACUUCUUAACGGAAUCUGUACUUAGAGCAAGUAUUGGUGCUAUACUUGGAUGCUGUUUUCUCUGUUGCUUUCUUAUUGGACUAACUGUGUUCCGGAGGAGGAAGUGCAAAAUAAUAGCGACAGGCAUGUGGACUAUUUUAGAGACUAUUUUACUUGGAAUUCUUUUCCUUUAUUCAGCGGUUGCCAUUCAUUUCUUACCCGCUACAUCAACACGGUGCAUGUUGGAGCCAUGGCUUCGAGAAUUUGGCUUCAUAAUCUGCUAUGGUGCGAUCGUCCUUAAGCUAUAUCGUCAUUUGGUGGAGUUUCGGACUCGAAAAGCCCACCGUUAUGUCGUUCGUGAUUUAGAUUUGCUGCGUUAUUUAUGUGCAAUGAUUGUUGCUGUUUUAUGUUAUUUAGCUGCAUUUACUGCCCUGUGCUUCGAUUAUCUAGAUUAUAGUCAACUGAUAUGGAAUGUUGAGAUGGAAAAUGUUACAACAUUAAACAUGUGCAAGCCACUUAAGUGGGAUUACGUGACCCAAGCUGGCGAAAUGUUGAUAUUGAUUUUUGGUAUCCAAUUAGCAUAUGCCAGCCGUAAUAGUCCAAUAAAAGGGGAACGUCAGUAUCUCGUGGCAUCAAUACUUGUAGAAUUUAUUGUUUCAACUAUAUAUUAUGUAAUAAGAGACUGGUACUUGUCGGAAUUUAAUCCAACAACAUUGUUCUUAGCACUAUUUAUACGUUCUCAACUCACCAAUACCAUCACAAUGGUGCUUAUAUUUCUGCCAAAACUUUACUUUCAACAUAGACAGCUUCUACCCUCGAACCAAAUGGAUGUCUCAUUUCGUUUUCCUGUGUACGGUUUCAAGGGUGCAACGGAGAGUUCACAUCAUCAUGGACUAAGCGGAUAUGCUGGCAUCUGUAUUGGGGAUCCGGAAAUAGGAGAUUUAACGAUAUCUGAAAUGAGUCCCGAGGAAAUUCGAGCUGAAUUAAAAAGACUGUAUACACAAUUAGAAUAUUUAAAAAAUAAGACGCUCUGUCAAGGCAAUCCCCAUAUCUCGAAGCGUCGUGGAGGACGAAAAGUAGCACAUCGGCGGUUCUCAUUGCAGAAAAAAGGAAGUCGUGACAAGGCACUGAGCGCAAAACAUCGUCGACCACCACCAAGUCAGGAAGUGGAAAUAACGGAAGCAGAACCAUCGCGAACACCCGAAGAUUCAGUAUGUAGUGCUGAAGGUCCGACUGAUACCGGAACCGGUGGUGAGAUGUCAGGCAUUUCGACAUCCAAAUAGCAUCAGGCUUAUCAAGUGACACAUCUCUAGGAUUUGCACCACAUGAAUAAUAAUAAUAUUGAUAUAAAUAAAAUUAGUAAUAAUCAUGAUAAUGGAAUUAGCAUUAGUAAUAAUCACACGUCAUCAGCUGUAGACGGAUUAGUGCAUUUGUAAUAUUUUUUAGCUCUUUCUCUUCAAAUGUUCAUCCCCAACUCAUCCCCCACUAAAUGCUCUCACUAAUAUAGUAAAUAAAUUUUAGAUUAUUAGAUUAAUUAUAUUUAAUAAUGAUGAUAAUGAAAAAAAAAAUGAAUUUGAAGAUAGAUUAUUAAAUUAAAAUUAACAUACACAUGUAAAUAUUAUUAAAGAUGAAAAGAAAAAUCAAGUACAAUAUUCGAUGAUAAAAAUAAUCAUUAGUGAAUAAAAUCAUAUUCAUUUAGUUUUUAAAUUAAGCAACUUAAAAUGAUAAAAAAAUGAAGCUUUAAGAAUGGUAUAAAAAAUAUUGUAUUUAGGUGACAAGGUAAAAGCCAAACAAAUUUAUUCACGUUUGUACACGUAUAUCUGGUUCGUAUGUAUGCUUUUUUUUGAAUGACAGCAAUGCUUUUAGUUUCAGCACAAAAAAAUUUAUAUUUCAUUUCUUUUUGCUCUCUGAAAAAAUACGAUAUGAAAUAUAAUCCGUGAGGAUUAUGCAACAUCAGCAAAAAUGUUAGUUGAUUUUUUGACGUGAGAAGCUCUUCUCACUUAAGCUUUAGAAUCAUUUUGAAACACUUUUGGUUUUGAAUUUCAAAU